Cuscuta campestris is the source of this 648-nucleotide messenger RNA. The record is from the annotation of a GenBank genome assembly. Lineage: Eukaryota; Viridiplantae; Streptophyta; Magnoliopsida; Solanales; Convolvulaceae.
UUUAUUAAUUUUGAUAGAAAAAGUUAAAAGUGGAUAAAUAAUUAAGUAUUCCUUGUCUACCAAAGAUUGGCCAUAACCACAUCCGAUGCCGUGUUGGGGCAAUGACAACACGCCACAUGUCCAUGGACUUUUCGAUUCAGAAGCGGCGCAGCCACCGGCUGUUAGAAGUCCCACCCACCCGCCUUCGUCGUCUUCGUCCGGAAAAUUGCAGUCCACCACUUGCUGCAACCACCGUGAAAUCACUUUCUCUUUCGCCACCAGCGCCGGCCACCCUCGUCGCACACUCAGGUUAAAAUGGAGAAUGAUGUUAGAAGCUUCACUGAAUUGUUGCUUCAAGGGGAGAUUACAAACAAUGAAUCACAAUACCAAAAAGCAGGGGGAUUUUGGAGAAGAGUUGAAGAGAAUUACAAUAUGGAUCUUCCUCCUCAUAUUAAACCUAGAGCACAAAAGGUCAUCAAUUCUAGAUGGUUACGGGCAAAACCAGAAGUAAGCAAUUUUUUUGCAUGUUUUGAGAAGAUUACUCGAUUAAAUCCGAGUGGGGCUAAUGAAUCAGAUAUUCUUAUGAUGGCUCAUAGGGAUUACGUUGCAUUAUACGGGAAGAAGUUUAAUUUAGAAUAGUGGUGGCGCGAAUUAAGGAAUGUGCCAUGU